AAGUGCACUUCCUGUUUACCGCCUGUUGUACCUUGAGACAGCAGCACUCCGAUUGCAACACAGCUCUGCUCGGCCGGGUUUAGAUCCACAGCAGGAGACACGGUGCCGAGGCCCUGCAGCCACAGGCUCCACCACUGGGCCACUUUAUCAUCCCUGUCUUGUUACCGUCGCGAUAACCGAGGAGACAUGAAGACGUGACAUUGAGGAAACGUGAGCAGGCCGGGAAGGAUCCUGCGGCUUUCCUGACUCCAACCGACCGGACUCCACUCACAGCCAGGCGCUUUUGUUCACGGUUCCUCUGCUUUUUUGCGAAAACAGCAGCGGCGAUGUGGGAGCGGACUCCUCACAUCUGAAAAUUGUCUUCGAGAAGUGUACGGCGUGUUUAUGUUUUAGGUUUAUCGCCCGGGAAAGCGAAUACGGCUCCGGAGCCGAGCUAGCUAGCUAGCCGCUUAGCCAGUCGUGCUAGCUCCGGUAGCGUUAGCCGUCGCUCGUCGGCGGGGCAGGCCGGCUGUGCAGGCUGGCUAACGGCUUGUGUCUGGACGGUGUCGCGGCCCGCCGGUGCCCUGAAUUCGGGAAGACUCCCCGGCUCUGGCCCCCUCAAGCGGGCAGUCAGGAAGAAGCUGGCAGGGAAGGGAUGGCCUGGUCGGUCCUCCCGUUCCCAAGGACAAGGCGCAGCGGUGUUUGAAGGAGGGCGAGUCCGGAUAGAGCCCACCGCCGCCGGGCGAGGCGCUAUGAUGGCCGCUUCCCCCUCCGCGGCCGCCAGCCUCACGGCCUCCGGUCUGCCGAUCAGAAAGAGCGAGGAAAUAGCGGAUUUGAUAGAUUUGUUUUCCAAGACUCAGUACAGAGCAAAAGAAGUCACUCCUCGAGUGGAAGCAAUAGAGAAGCGCUGCCUAGAGCUGUUUGGCAGAGAUUACAAGUACAGCGUCAUCCACAACACCAACGGAGAAGUGUGCGGCCAUUACCCCCGACAAAUAGUCUACCUGGAGUAUGAGUGCACAGAGGUCCAGAAAGACAGGUUUGAGAGCACAGUGCAGAUCAGUAAGUUGCAGGACUUGGUCAACAGGAGUAAGCUGGCUCGCUGCAGAGGGAGGUUCGUCUGUCCUGUCAUCCUCUACAAUGGCAAGCACAUUUGCCGGUCGUCCACUCUGGCUGGCUGGGGGGAGCUGUAUGGACGCACAGGCUACAACUAUAUUUUCUCAGGGGGUAGCGAUGAUACGUGGACGGAGUCAGAGGAAGUUCCAGAGGACGACAGCGCCGUCAGGAACGGGGACUCCCAGCUCUUUGACAAGGUUCGAGGUCACGACAUUAAGCUGCUGCGUUACCUCUCGGUUCGCUACAUCUGUGACCUGAUGGUGGAGAACAAGAAGGUUAAGUUUGGCCUAAAUGUAACGUCCUCUGAGAAGGUGGACAAGGCCCAACGCUAUGCAGACUUCACCCUGCUCUCUGUGCCUUACCCAGGAUGUGAGUUCUUUAAGGACUACAAAGACAGAGACUACACGGCCGAGGGACUGGUGUUCAAUUGGAAUCAGGACUAUGUGGACGCUCCUUUGACAAUCCCUGUGUGCUUUACCAACAACUUGAACAUUGACUGGAGUGAAUACCAGUCGUGGGACCUGGUGGAGCAAACACAGAACUACCUGAAGCUGCUGCUGCACAUCAUCAACAGUGAUGAUGAGAGCGGCCUCUUGGUGCACUGCAUAUCAGGCUGGGACCGAACGCCUCUCUUCGUGUCCCUCCUCAGGCUCUCCCUGUGGGCAGACGGCGCAGUGCACGCCAGCCUGGAGCCGGCCGAAAUCCUGUAUCUGACCAUCGCUUACGACUGGUUCCUCUUCGGUCACAUGCUGCCAGAUCGACUCUCCAAAGGGGAGGAGAUUUUCUUUUUUUGCUUCAAUUUUUUGAAGCACAUCGUCUCAGAGAAGUUCUCUGCCAUUAGGAAACAGAGAAGGAAGAACUCCCACUUCAAAGACAGUGAUUUCACUGUGGAGGACCUCUGCCAGUUGAAGUCGAGGGAUCGCGGCAGUGUGACGAGCCUAAGCAGCGAUUUUUCCCUUAUCACGGAGGAGGUGGGCGGAGCCUCCAGCCUCACCAAUGACACCGUGGACCCGUUCUCCAGCCAACUCCAGGCCUCCAGCUGGAGGAAAAACACCACCUCCUCUCCUCAGAUGGUGGUGUGGAGUAAACCCCCUCCUCUGGACGAGCACCUCUCCCACCCGCUCAGCGAGGCCCGCUCCUCCAGCUCCUCCUCCUCCAACCAAUCAGAACACAGCGUCACACGCACCGGCAGCAGCCCACUGGCCGUCCCUGGCAGAAGGUUAGCGUCAGACUACACUCGGUCAGGCUCCUCCCUCUCUACAGAGUACGGUAGCUGGCAGAUAGUUUCCGGUUGCGGCAGCAUCCACGACCACGCCCACUUCCCCCCGCCCGUGGCCUCCUCCGCCUCCUCUUCCACUGUUGCCGCCGCCUACGACUCCCCCCUCCCCUUCAGCUUCCAGGACGAAGGGCCCAGCGGACGGAUGUGUCCCUUCCCGUCGGAGCGGCAGGCCCGUCUGGAGGCGGUGCGGGAAGUCUUCCUGGCCGCCUACAGCUCCACCGUGGGCCUCAAGUCGUCGGCGCCCAGCCCCUCCGGUGCCAUCUCCGGCCUGCUGGAGCAGUUUGCCCGCGGCGUCGGCCUCCGGGGGACCAACACCAUCGUCUGAACCCCCUCGACUCCGACCUGCUUCCCUCCAUCCAUCCUCGACCCUGCUGGAUCGACCCAGCCCGGGACGAUCCACCGCAUCUGGACUGAAUACAAUAAAGUGCCAAACUUCUCAAAUCUAUCCUGGGGCAGAAGCAUUAAGUUUUAUUUUAUUUUAUUUUAUUUGUUCUGUUUUGUUUUGUGUUACAACUUUGAAGCCCUGGAUUUUUUUUUUCCCCUGUCUGUGCCGUCCCAACUUUGUCUUUUGACUUUUAUUUUCCAUGUCCAGUGUUGUGAAUGUUUGUCAGAUUCAGGGAGCGGUUUCUCAUGGUGGUAAAGGAUUUCAGCCACAGUAUCAAAAAGGGAUAGCUGGUUAGUUCUCCAGUUUGUCAAAAUGUACGCGGUGUAGGCCGUAGGAUCUGCCGUAAGACAGAGUUUUGCCUUUUAUAGGCACGGUAUAAAGAAUUCUUCCAUGUUCUCUUCCUCAGUAUGUGUUCAUAAUUUUAAAUUUCUUUUCUUUUUCUCUGGGAGUCACUGCAAUGACCGUCCUAAGUAGGGCUAUAUAUCCCGUAGUCCUGAGGCUAUAUAUUUGUACUUACCUUGUUUUUGUGCUGCUAUUCUUUGCUGAUUCGAGCAGAAGAAGAGUGAUCUCUACUUCUGGUGGAAGCUGAAGUCGAGAUAAACACGGCACUUAAUGUGUUCUGACAGAAACGAUGCCAAGCUUAUUCCUGUUUUUCUUCUCCUAAUUUGGCACUGACGAUUGAAAUCAGGAUCUCUGAUCUGUUUUUUUUUGUAGCUUAAUUUUAGCAAUAUGAUUUACACCCUCAGGUGGAGAGGGGGAGGCUUUUAGAUUAAAUUAGAUGCCACCUGAGUUUUAGCUGAUUUGGCGAAGUUUUAAAAGCCUGAAGAGUCUUCUCAGUACAGUUUUAUCUCCACCGUUUGGUUUUGUCACGAGAGCAUUUUGGGGAGGGGGAGGGACUCGUCUGUUCCUCUGAUUUACCUCACAUCGCACAUCAACGUUUCCCACGUUUCAGCCCAGGAGCUGAAGUCCCGUGUGCAGAAUAUCCAGAGCCCACCACCUCCGAUGCCAGUCUCAUGUUUCUCCACUCUGUAGCCAGUCAUCUUUUCCCCGAUCAGUAGCAUUGACACGGUAGCACAACAGGCAUUGAGCAUUGUGGUAGCUGCAGACGAGUUUAUAUUUCUGUGACACAAAGGCCUUUUCAGUGUUCUUCCUUGCUGCAGUUAAAGCCGGCGACCCGGGCUCCUGGCGGUGCAGUGAUUUCCGCCCACACGUUCUUCAACAGCGCGCUCUCUUUCAGGUUACACUGAAAGGACAUUGCUACUUGGGCUGCACUGGGGUAGUAAUCAUGUUUUUUGAGAUUUCUCCUACAUCAGAUCAUCAUUAUUAUUAUUAUUAUUAUUAUUAUUGUUAAAGCUGGCUUCAUGGUGUUGCCAAACGGUUUUGACAGCUGCUUUACCUCAGGACCUUUUGUUGUGCCUUUUUAUCUUCAGUAACGUCAGAACAGAUCUCCAUGUUUCUGGUCCAGUUUCUGUUUCUUAAAUGGUUUUGGGAGCUCGGUGGUUUACAGCUGAUUCGUCAUGAAGUCUAGAUCGUAGACUGCAGCAUUAGCAUCGCAAUUAGAUAUUUCAUAGUGGUUAGAUUAACUUUCACAGCGGUUUCUCCUUUAUCAAUCACUGUAUUGCAUUAUGAUCGUCCUGUCUCAGACAUGGCAGUUGAGUGUUUUGGACAGACGCCCUUUACAAGCCUGAUGAGGCAGGGAUUUCAGUCAUCAGUCGACCUCCACGUCUGGAUCAGUGAGGCCCGGUUACACUCCUGAAAGAGACAGAAGUACAAUUUCAUGUUUGCCUUUUGAGACAACUCUAAUUGAUGAGAUUUUGUGGUUUAACUCGCAGAAUCAGACUUUGAGUCUCAACUUCGGCCUUCUGUCUUUGGAGCCAGGUGCUAGAUUUUCACCCAAGUUCUGCUUUUCUUUAUUCCACGAAAAUACUUAAGUUAGAGCCGUUUUGAAACCACACAAAGACCAUUUUUGGCCAGAGGAAGUGGUUCCUUCUCCUGAGCGAGGUGUGACCCCCCAAAAAAGGCAGAUUGAUGGUCUAUUCGACAUCACGUGCACCUAAUGGCUUUGCUGAACUUGCUAAAUGUCUAAAUGCCCCAGUUUGCUGAAGCGGCGGAGUUGAGGUUGAAUUUUAAGUCUAGUUUGGUAAAAAAGUAUUUAAUUUCUGACUGCAGAUAUCGGUUCUUUGCCUGGAAUUUUAAAACGUUUUUUUUUUUUUUUUUUUUUUUUUUAAAUUUUGAACCUGUCACCUGUCAAAAUCGAAAGCAAAUCUAUCCACAGCUCCAGUGUGAGCAAUCUGUCCAGCUUUACUUGAGACGAGACAGACAUAUUUGUCUACCAACUCUGUCAUUUCUGCAAAAGGCAUGUCUUUAACUUCCUGUCAUGGUUUAAGCUCCUUUUUUAUUGUUUGAUAUGUUUUUUUUUUCACAAGGUAAAUAGAGCUGGUGUCAAAAUGAGAGAUAUCUUCACUGGACAUGAUUCCUAAUCCGGUCUAAGUUUCUUAUUAUUGGUUCAUUUUUUGCUUCAGCAGGAUUUAUACUGUCUGUCUGUUGCAGAUAAGCAGCACAUCACAGGACACGAGUGUUGCACAGGAAAUAUUUAAAAAAAAAAUGGACAUCUCACUAAAAACACUUAAUCCUCCGAUAUUUUCAAAUCUUUAAUGUAAUUUUCCCACUCGGUAUUUUUCACCUGCUGUGGUUUUGCAUGACAUUUUCCCAGUUUAUCUGAAUCCUGACUUAAUUUGUUUGAUUCGUUUUGCAAUACUUUGAUUUCAGACUGAUUUUUUUUUUUUUCCUUUUUGAUUUCACUGAAAUGCUGCAUUGCACUCAUUGUCCUUAUUUUCUGUGUAAAGAGGUUGAGUUUUUUUUUUUUUUUUUCUUUGUACAGUCGAUGGAUUUUUAAGUAAUUUUAUCAUUUUGUUAUAAAAUUGUUCUUAAUUGUUGGCAGAGAUGAUAGGCUACAUUGAAAGGUGACCUGAGCAGCAGGUGGCAGUUACAAAUAAAGAAGAAUAAUGACAACACA
Messenger RNA from Myripristis murdjan (pinecone soldierfish), 5772 nucleotides. RefSeq names its product myotubularin related protein 14 (gene mtmr14). Gene Ontology annotation, molecular function: phosphatidylinositol-3-phosphate phosphatase activity. Lineage: Eukaryota; Metazoa; Chordata; Actinopteri; Holocentriformes; Holocentridae. The record is from RefSeq and is a predicted model, not a curated record. Gene Ontology annotation, biological process: dephosphorylation. The coding region runs from base 732 to 2696 and encodes 654 amino acids. The transcript has 19 exons.